Messenger RNA from Oreochromis niloticus (Nile tilapia), 14067 nucleotides. RefSeq names its product collagen alpha-3(VI) chain. The record is from RefSeq and is a predicted model, not a curated record. NCBI's taxonomy places the organism in Eukaryota, Metazoa, Chordata, Actinopteri, Cichliformes, Cichlidae. Gene Ontology annotation, molecular function: protein binding; serine-type endopeptidase inhibitor activity; extracellular matrix structural constituent conferring tensile strength.
UGACUUCACUGACCUUCCCAAUGUUCAAGAACAGCUCUCCUCUGUAAUGAGCACAGUGCUAAUGAGGGUCACACCUUUAUCCCCAACAGUGACUGUGGUCAGACAGCCAGCAGGAAAGGAUGUGGUGUUUUUGCUGGAUGCAUCUGAUGCUACUAGAACUGGAUUCCCAGCUAUGAGAGACUUUGUCCAAAAACAAGUAGAGACACUCAGUGUGGAUGAUGGCAAAGACCGUGUGUCGGUUGUUCAGUACAGCAGAGAUCCAGCCGUCCAGUUCUAUCUGAACACUUACACCACAAAAAGAGAGGUCCUUGACAGUGUCAGAGGUUUGAGGCACAAAGGCGGACGACCCCUCAACACUGGAGCAGCUCUCCGGUACUUGAGGGAUAACGUCUUCACGGCGUCUGCCGGAAGCAGGCGGCCUGAAGGAGUUCCGCAGGUCCUAAUAUUGAUCACUGGUGGAAGAUCAUUUGACAGUAUUGAUGAACCAGCCUCUGCUCUCAAACAGCUGGGUGUCUUGACCAUUGCAAUUGGAACCCGAGGCUCUGACCCUAGAGAACUUCAGACCAUAACUGGCGAGCCCAGUCAUGCUGUAUCUGUGUCUGACUUCACUGACCUUCCCAAUGUUCAAGAACAGCUCUCCUCUGUAAUGAGCACAGUGCUAAUGAGGGUCACACCUUUAUCCCCAACAGUGACUGUGGUCAGACAGCCAGCAGGAAAGGAUGUGGUGUUUUUGCUGGAUGCAUCUGAUGCUACUAGAACUGGAUUCCCAGCUAUGAGAGACUUUGUCCAAAAAGUAGAGACACUCAGUGUGGAUGAUGGCAAAGACCGUGUGUCGGUUGUUCAGUACAGCAGAGAUCCAGCCGUCCAGUUCUAUCUGAACACUUACACCACAAAAAGAGAGGUCCUUGACAGUGUCAGAGGUUUGAGGCACAAAGGCGGACGACCCCUCAACACUGGAGCAGCUCUCCGGUACUUGAGAGAUAACGUCUUCACGGCGUCUGCCGGAAGCAGGCGGCCCGAAGGAGUUCCGCAGGUCCUAAUAUUGAUCACUGGUGGAAGAUCAUUUGACAGUAUUGAUGAACCGGCCUCUGCUCUCAAACAGCUGGGUGUCUUGACCAUUGCAAUUGGAACCCGAGGCUCUGACCCCAGAGAACUUGAGACAAUAACUGGCGAGCCCAGUCAUGCUGUAUCUGUGUCUGACUUCACUGACCUUCCCAAUGUUCAAGAACAGCUCUCCUCUGUAAUGAGCACAGUGCUAAUGAGGGUCACACCUUUGACCCCAACAGUGACUGUGGUCAGACAGCCAGCAGGAAAGGAUGUGGUGUUUUUGCUGGAUGGAUCUGAUGCUACUAGAAGUGGAUUCCCAGCUAUGAGAGACUUUGUCCAAAAACAAGUAGAGACACUCAGUGUGGAUGAUGGCAAAGACCGUGUGUCGGUUGUUCAGUACAGCAGAGAUCCAGCCGUCCAGUUCUAUCUGAACACUUACACCACAAAAAGAGAGGUCCUUGACAGUGUCAGAGGUUUGAGGCACAAAGGCGGACGACCCCUCAACACUGGAGCAGCUCUCCGGUACUUGAGGGAUAACGUCUUCACGGCCUCUGCCGGAAGCAGGCGGCCCGAAGGAGUUCCGCAGGUCCUAAUAUUGAUCACUGGUGGAAGAUCAUUUGACAGUAUUGAUGAACCAGCCUCUGCUCUCAAACAGCUGGGUGUCUUGACCAUUGCAAUUGGAACCCGAGGCUCUGACCCUAGAGAACUUCAGACCAUAACUGGCGAGCCCAGUCAUGCUGUAUCUGUGUCUGACUUCACUGACCUUCCCAAUGUUCAAGAACAGCUCUCCUCUGUAAUGAGCACAGUGCUAAUGAGGGUCACACCUUUAUCCCCAACAGUGACUGUGGUCAGACAGCCAGCAGGAAAGGAUGUGGUGUUUUUGCUGGAUGGAUCUGAUGCUACUAGAAGUGGAUUCCCAGCUAUGAGAGACUUUGUCCAAAAACAAGUAGAGACACUCAGUGUGGAUGAUGGCAAAGACCGUGUGUCGGUUGUUCAGUACAGCAGAGAUCCAGCCGUCCAGUUCUAUCUGAACACUUACACCACAAAAAGAGAGGUCCUUGACAGUGUCAGAGGUUUGAGGCACAAAGGCGGACGACCCCUCAACACUGGAGCAGCUCUCCGGUACUUGAGAGAUAACGUCUUCACGGCGUCUGCCGGAAGCAGGCGGCCUGAAGGAGUUCCGCAGGUCCUAAUAUUGAUCACUGGUGGAAGAUCAUUUGACAGUAUUGAUGAACCGGCCUCUGCUCUCAAACAGCUGGGUGUCUUGACCAUUGCAAUUGGAACCCGAGGCUCUGACCCCAGAGAACUUGAGACAAUAACUGGCGAGCCCAGUCAUGCUGUAUCUGUGUCUGACUUCACUGACCUUCCCAAUGUUCAAGAACAGCUCUCCUCUGUAAUGAGCACAGUGCUAAUGAGGGUCACACCUUUGACCCCAACAGUGACUGUGGUCAGACAGCCAGCAGGAAAGGAUGUGGUGUUUUUGCUGGAUGGAUCUGAUGGUACUAGAACUGGAUUCCCAGCUAUGAGAGACUUUGUCCAAAAACAAGUAGAGACACUCAGUGUGGAUGAUGGCAAAGACCGUGUGUCGGUUGUUCAGUACAGCAGUGAUCCAGCCGUCCAGUUCUAUCUGAACACUUACACCACAAAAAGAGAGGUCCUUGACAGUGUCAGAGGUUUGAGGCACAAAGGCGGACGACCCCUCAACACUGGAGCAGCUCUCCGGUACUUGAGAGAUAACGUCUUCACGGCGUCUGCCGGAAGCAGGCGGCCCGAAGGAGUUCCGCAGGUCCUAAUAUUGAUCACUGGUGGAAGAUCAUUUGACAGUAUUGAUGAACCGGCCUCUGCUCUCAAACAGCUGGGUGUCUUGACCAUUGCAAUUGGAACCCGAGGCUCUGACCCCAGAGAACUUGAGACAAUAACUGGCGAGCCCAGUCAUGCUGUAUCUGUGUCUGACUUCACUGACCUUCCCAAUGUUCAAGAACAGCUCUCCUCUGUAAUGAGCACAGUGCUAAUGAGGGUCACACCUUUGACCCCAACAGUGACUGUGGUCAGACAGCCAGCAGGAAAGGAUGUGGUGUUUUUGCUGGAUGGAUCUGAUGCUACUAGAACUGGAUUCCCAGCUAUGAGAGACUUUGUCCAAAAACAAGUAGAGACACUCAGUGUGGAUGAUGGCAAAGACCGUGUGUCGGUUGUUCAGUACAGCAGCGAUGCAGCCGUCCAGUUCUAUCUGAACACUUACACCACAAAAAGAGAGGUCCUUGACAGUGUCAGAGGUUUGAGGCACAAAGGCGGACGACCCCUCAACACUGGAGCAGCUCUCCGGUACUUGAGGGAUAACGUCUUCACGGCCUCUGCCGGAAGCAGGCGGCCCGAAGGAGUUCCGCAGGUCCUAAUAUUGAUCACUGGUGGAAGAUCAUUUGACAGUAUUGAUGAACCAGCCUCUGCUCUCAAACAGCUGGGUGUCUUGACCAUUGCAAUUGGAACCCGAGGCUCUGACCCCAGAGAACUUCAGACCAUAACUGGCGAGCCCAGUCAUGCUGUAUCUGUGUCUGACUUCACUGACCUUCCCAAUGUUCAAGAACAGCUCUCCUCUGUAAUGAGCACAGUGCUAAUGAGGGUCACACCUUCAUCCCCAACAGUGACUGUGGUCAGACAGCCAGCAGGAAAGGAUGUGGUGUUUUUGCUGGAUGGAUCUGAUGCUACUAGAAGUGGAUUCCCAGCUAUGAGAGACUUUGUCCAAAAACAAGUAGAGACACUCAGUGUGGAUGAUGGCAAAGACCGUGUGUCGGUUGUUCAGUACAGCAGAGAUCCAGCCGUCCAGUUCUAUCUGAACACUUAUACCACAAAAAGAGAGGUCCUUGACAGUGUCAGAGGUUUGAGGCACAAAGGCGGACGACCCUCAACACUGGAGCAGCUCUCCGUGGUCAGACAGCCAGCAGGAAAGGAUGUGGUGUUUUUGCUGGAUGGAUCUGAUGGUACUAGAACUGGAUUCCCAGCUAUGAGAGACUUUGUCCAAAAACAAGUAGAGACACUCAGUGUGGAUGAUGGCAAAGACCGUGUGUCGGUUGUUCAAGAGGUCCUUGACAGUGUCAGAGGUUUGAGGCACAAAGGCGGACGACCCCUCAACACUGGAGCAGCUCUCCGGUACUUGAGGGAUAACGUCUUCACGGCCUCUGCCGGAAGCAGGCGGCCCGAAGGAGUUCCACAGGUCCUAAUAUUGAUCACUGGUGGAAGAUCAUUUGACAGUAUUGAUGAACCAGCCUCUGCUCUCAAACAGCUGGGUGUCUUGACCAUUGCAAUUGGAACCCGAGGCUCUGACCGUAGAGAACUUCAGACCAUAACUGGCGAGCCCAGUCAUGCUGUAUCUGUGUCUGACUUCACUGACCUUCCCAAUGUUCAAGAACAGCUCUCCUCUGUAAUGAGCACAGUGCUAAUGAGGGUCACACCUUUAUCCCCAACAGUGACUGUGGUCAGACAGCCAGCAGGAAAGGAUGUGGUGUUUUUGCUGGAUGCAUCUGAUGCUACUAGAACUGGAUUCCCAGCUAUGAGAGACUUUGUCCAAAAACAAGUAGAGACACUCAGUGUGGAUGAUGGCAAAGACCGUGUGUCGGUUGUUCAGUACAGCAGAGAUCCAGCCGUCCAGUUCUAUCUGAACACUUACACCACAAAAAGAGAGGUCCUUGACAGUGUCAGAGGUUUGAGGCACAAAGGCGGACGACCCCUCAACACUGGAGCAGCUCUCCGGUACUUGAGAGAUAACGUCUUCACGGCGUCUGCCGGAAGCAGGCGGCCCGAAGGAGUUCCGCAGGUCCUAAUAUUGAUCACUGGUGGAAGAUCAUUUGACAGUAUUGAUGAACCGGCCUCUGCUCUCAAACAGCUGGGUGUCUUGACCAUUGCAAUUGGAACCCGAGGCUCUGACCCCAGAGAACUUGAGACAAUAACUGGCGAGCCCAGUCAUGCUGUAUCUGUGUCUGACUUCACUGACCUUCCCAAUGUUCAAGAACAGCUCUCCUCUGUAAUGAGCACAGUGCUAAUGAGGGUCACACCUUUGACCCCAACAGUGACUGUGGUCAGACAGCCAGCAGGAAAGGAUGUGGUGUUUUUGCUGGAUGGAUCUGAUGCUACUAGAACUGGAUUCCCAGCUAUGAGAGACUUUGUCCAAAAACAAGUAGAGACACUCAGUGUGGAUGAUGGCAAAGACCGUGUGUCGGUUGUUCAGUACAGCAGAGAUCCAGCCAUCCAGUUCUAUAUGAACACUUACACUACAAAAAGAGAGGUCCUUGACAGUGUCAGAGGUUUGAGGCACAAAGGCGGACGACCCCUCAACACUGGAGCAGCUCUCCGGUACUUGAGAGAUAACGUCUUCACGGUGUCUGCCGGAAGCAGGCGGCCCGAAGGAGUUCCGCAGGUCCUAAUAUUGAUCACUGGUGGAAGAUCAUUUGACAGUAUUGAUGAACCAGCCUCUGCUCUCAAACAGCUGGGUGUCUUGACCAUUGCAAUUGGAACCCGAGGCUCUGACCGUAGAGAACUUCAGACCAUAACUGGCGAGCCCAGUCAUGCUGUAUCUGUGUCUGACUUCACUGACCUUCCCAAUGUUCAAGAACAGCUCUCCUCUGUAAUGAGCACAGUGCUAAUGAGGGUCACACCUUUAUCCCCAACAGUGACUGUGGUCAGACAGCCAGCAGGAAAGGAUGUGGUGUUUUUGCUGGAUGCAUCUGAUGCUACUAGAACUGGAUUCCCAGCUAUGAGAGACUUUGUCCAAAAACAAGUAGAGACACUCAGUGUGGAUGAUGGCAAAGACCGUGUGUCGGUUGUUCAGUACAGCAGAGAUCCAGCCGUCCAGUUCUAUCUGAACACUUACACCACAAAAAGAGAGGUCCUUGACAGUGUCAGAGGUUUGAGGCACAAAGGCGGACGACCCCUCAACACUGGAGCAGCUCUCCGGUACUUGAGAGAUAACGUCUUCACGGCGUCUGCCGGAAGCAGGCGGCCCGAAGGAGUUCCGCAGGUCCUAAUAUUGAUCACUGGUGGAAGAUCAUUUGACAGUAUUGAUGAACCGGCCUCUGCUCUCAAACAGCUGGGUGUCUUGACCAUUGCAAUUGGAACCCGAGGCUCUGACCCCAGAGAACUUGAGACAAUAACUGGCGAGCCCAGUCAUGCUGUAUCUGUGUCUGACUUCACUGACCUUCCCAAUGUUCAAGAACAGCUCUCCUCUGUAAUGAGCACAGUGCUAAUGAGGGUCACACCUUUGACCCCAACAGUGACUGUGGUCAGACAGCCAGCAGGAAAGGAUGUGGUGUUUUUGCUGGAUGGAUCUGAUGCUACUAGAACUGGAUUCCCAGCUAUGAGAGACUUUGUCCAAAAACAAGUAGAGACACUCAGUGUGGAUGAUGGCAAAGACCGUGUGUCGGUUGUUCAGUACAGCAGAGAUCCAGCCAUCCAGUUCUAUAUGAACACUUACACCACAAAAAGAGAGGUCCUUGACAGUGUCAGAGGUUUGAGGCACAAAGGCGGACGACCCCUCAACACUGGAGCAGCUCUCCGGUACUUGAGAGAUAACGUCUUCACGGUGUCUGCCGGAAGCAGGCGGCCCGAAGGAGUUCCGCAGGUCCUAAUAUUGAUCACUGGUGGAAGAUCAUUUGACAGUAUUGAUGAACCAGCCUCUGCUCUCAAACAGCUGGGUGUCUUGACCAUUGCAAUUGGAACCCGAGGCUCUGACCCCAGAGAACUUCAGACCAUAACUGGCGAGCCCAGUUAUGCUCUAUCUGUGUCUGAACUCACUGACCUACCUAAAGUGCAACAGCAACUUGAGUCCUCUGUGGAAGCUGCAGUUAUUGAAGUCACCCCAGAAUUACCAACCGUAAUUGCUGCAUCGCAGGGCCCCAAGAAGGAUGUCGUGUUCCUCGUUGAUGGAUCUGAUGGCGUUGGAAGGGAAUUUCCAAUCAUCCAGGAGUUUAUCCGCAGGGUUGUUGAGAGUCUCAAUGUGGGCGAAAAUAAAAUCCGUGUUGGUGUGGUCCAGUAUGGUGACACUGCUCAGGCUGAUAUGUAUUUAAACACACAUACAACCAAAGAAGGUGUUUUGAAUGGCAUCAAGGGAAUGAGAAAGCUAGGUGGAAGACAACGUAACCUGGGUCAGGCCUUACAGUUUCUCAAUCAGGAUAUUCUGACAGCAGCACAGGGUAGCAGAAAGCAGGAUGGUGUUCCACAGUUUGUGAUUGUUGUGUCCAGUGGCCCUUCUACAGAUGACGUCCGUCGUGCAGCUUCUUCUCUUAAACAAUCUAGAGUUCUUCCAUUCAGCAUUGGGACCAGGGAUGUGAACCCCACAGAGCUGAGGGUGGUGUCAUAUGUGUCCAAUUACGCCUACGUAAUAGAUGACCUCCCUGGCCUGUACACAGUUCAAGAAGAAUUAAUCAACAAACUCACUGAGCUGUCAGAUGAUGACAUCAACAGGUUGCGUCCAGAGUUCCCAGCUUAUGAAGCACCAGAACCAUCUGUACCCACAGGAGGAGAAAAAAGGGAUGUUGUAUUUCUUAUUGAUGGCACAACAGCAGUGCGUAGUGAAUUCCCUUCCAUCCGUGAUAUGAUAGGAAGAGUAGUGGAGAAGCUGGAUGUAGGACUUGAUAAGGUCCGAGUUUCAGUGGUGCAGUACAGCGAUGAUCCAAAGAUAGAAUUUCCACUGAAUGCACACUCAACAAAAAAUGAAGUGCUCCAGGCCUUGUCGAGACUUCGAAACAAAGGUGGGAAUAAUCUAAACACAGGACGCGCUCUUGAGUUUGUUGCCAGAAGAAUCUACCAGAGGUCAGGAGGAAGCCGUCUUGAGGAAGGUGUGCCUCAAUUCCUCAUUCUAGUUACGGCUGGCAAAUCUACUGAUGAUGUAUCCAGCUCAGCCAAUGAACUCAAGAGAAGCCGGAUAGCACCUCUGGCCAUUGGUUCAAGAAAUGCAGACCAAGAUGAACUGAGACAGAUUUCCAUGAAGCCAGAACUUGUGUAUACAGUUGACAGCUUGAGAGACUUUUCAAGGGUGGAAAAACAGCUUAUUGAUUCAGUCAAAAAAAUAUCCGCCGAUGAUAUCAGUGAAACUUAUACUCGUGCCCCAGAAGUCAUUCUAGAUCUUGGGAAAAAGGACAUUAUUUUCCUAAUUGAUGGCUCAGAUAAUACAGAUUCCGAAGGGAUUGCUCACAUCCGUGACUUCAUUCUCAAAAUCGUUGAACAACUUGAUGUGCAGCCUAAUAAAAUUCGUGUAGCUCUUGUCCAGUAUGCAGACAAAAUUAAAACAGAAUUUUCCCUCAGUUCACACAACAACAAGGCAGCUGUUGUCUCUGCUAUCAGAAGACUCCGUCAGAUGGGUGGACGAUCGUCAGACCUGGCUGAUGCUAUUGAUCACGUUCUGCGUGUUGAGUUGACCUCCUUUUCUGGUGCUCGACCAACUGAGGCCUCCCAGCAUCUUGUGGUUCUCACAGGUGGACGUUCACCCCAAGAUGUUUCCCUCUAUGGAACUUUGCUCAGGAACUCCGGAGUUAACUGCAUUGGAAUUGGUGCUGAUCGUGCUGACAAAAGCCAGCUGAUGAGUAUUUCCAAGAGCCAAGAUGAUGUCAUUCAGGUUUCCAGGUUCUCAAACCUGCCAACAAUAAAAGAGAAGUUUAUUAACAGGUUGAGAGAGGUCGUCAAUACAUCACAAGUUGACACUCCAACACCAGGACUGCCUCCAUCUAAAAAGGCUGAUAUAGUGUUUUUGGUGGAUGGCUCCAUUAAUGUGGGCAGAGAGAAUUUCAAAGAAAUCAUGAUUUUUAUCAACAACCUACUUGAUCUGUUCUUCACCGAGAGAGAUAACCUACAGAUUGGCUUGGCACAUUAUGCUGAAGAUGUGAAUGAUGGCUUUUACCUCAACACAUACAGUAACAGGGAUGACAUCCUAAAUGCUAUUGGUCAAAUAGAAUACAAAGGUGGACGCAGACUGAACACUGGUGCAGCCCUUCGCACUAUUCAAGAUGUUUACUUUUCUAAAGAAAGAGGCAGCAGGGCUGAUGAGGGCACUCCUCAAAUUCUUAUAACUGUCACUGGAGGAAACUCAGCUGAUGACAGUAAAUCAGCAGUGCUUGGCUUGAAGAAUAAAGGUGUGAGAGUCUUUGCAGUGGGAGUGGGCAACAUUCAGAAUGAGUUGGAAAACCUGGCAAGUGAACCUUCCAUGGUGGCUCGAGCAAGUGCCGUUGUGGAACUCUCAGAGCUCAAUGAACAAAUCCUGGAAACUCUGGAUGAUGAAGUAAAAGGGAAGCUAUGUGUCGGUGCGAAAGAACCUCCUAAAACUUCCAGUAUAGAAGUGUUGGUCGGUUUUGAUGUGUCCGCCCAGAAUAUUUUCAGUGCUCAGACCAACCUCCAGAGCAAGAUGGAGGCUAUUUUGCAGAGGAUUUCCAAAAUGGCAUCCAUCAGCUGCUCAGCUGGGCAGAUUCCAUCUGUACAAGUGGGCAUGCUGGCCAUGGAUUCUGCUUCUGAGCCAGUCCAGCUGGACUUCACGGAAAAUCCAGAUGAGUUAUUUGAGGCUUUCAGAGCCUUGCGGAGUCGUGGCCCCUUUGUUCUCAAUGGCAAGACCAUAUCAGCUUACACCAACAGAUUCAAAAUCAGACAGGACGACACUGUCAAGGUUGUUAUUCAUCUGACUGAUGGUAUUGAUGCUCCAUAUGCUGAAAUGAAAAGGCGAGUUGAGGAGCUUCGGCUGUCAGGAGUGAACAGUUUCAUUCUGGUUGGGUUGGAGGGGGUAUCUAAUUUUGAGGAGGCGUCGCUAUUAGAAUUUGGUCGUGGCUUCAGGUACACAAGACCCUUAAGACUGAAUAUCAUGGACCUGGACUAUGAGCUUCAAGAAGAACUGGACAAUGUUGCAGAAAGAGAGAUCUGUGGAGUGCCAUGCAAAUGUACUGGGAACAGAGGAGACAGAGGAGGAGUUGGACAGGCAGGAUCUAAGGGUGGUCCAGGAUUACCAGGAAGUCAAGGGCAUCCUGGAGAUGAAGGUGGACCUGGAGAACGGGGUCCUCCUGGUGUGAAUGGAACUCAGGGUUUCCAAGGAUGCCCUGGCCAGAGAGGUGUCAAGGGGUCUCGUGGAUACUCAGGAGAAAAGGGUGAAGCUGGAGAACUUGGUCUAGAUGGCAUCAAUGGAGAAGAGGGCAAAAGUGGUGUGGCUGGGCCCCCUGGAGAAAGAGGGAACCCUGGCAGAAGAGGUCCCAAAGGUGCCAAAGGACAAGCAGGAGACAUAGGACAACAGGGAAUCAGAGGAGACCCCGGAACAACUGGCCAAGAUAAUAACCAGGCAGGACCCAAAGGAGACCCUGGUGAUGCUGGAGCAGCGGGAGAGCCUGGUCAGGAUGGAAGGAGGGGAGGCCCUGGUGAACCUGGAAGAAGGGGACCUAAUGGCAGAAGAGGUUCACUUGGACCAGCUGGAAAUGUUGGAGGCCCCGGAGCUCCUGGUGUGCAGGGAGAGUCUGGUAUUGAUGGACCAAGGGGUCCGCCUGGACCAAAUGGUGCACCAGGAGCAAGAGGAGAAGAUGGAAAUCCUGGACCUAGAGGUCCUGGAGGUACUCCAGGUCCUAGUGGAGAAAAAGGUAGAAGAGGACCUCUUGGUCGCAAGGGAGAGCCAGGAGAACCAGGACCUAAAGGUGAUGUUGGACCAUCUGGCCCCAUUGGAGAGCCUGGUGAAGACGGUAGAGAUGGUUUUGGUGUUCAAGGGCCUAAAGGAAGAAAGGGAGAUGAAGGAUUCCCAGGAUUCCCAGGUCCCAAGGGAGCAGCUGGAGAGCCUGGCACCCCGGGUGGACCUGGAUCCAGAGGAAAUCGUGGACAGAGGGGAGUCUCUGGGAAUAUUGGUACACCGGGACAAAAGGGAGAAGCUGGAUAUCCUGGGCCAUAUGGCAUCAAAGGACCACGAGGACGAGGGGCUGUGCAAUGUGAACUUGUCACAAAGAUCAGAGACAACUGUCCUUGCUGCUUUGGUAAGCAGGAAUGCCCGCUCUACCCCACUGAGCUGGCUUUUGCCCUCGACAUCUCACAAGGUCUUGGCCGUCCAGUCUUCAACAACAUGCGUGACACAGUCCUAAACAUAGUCAGAAAAAUUACAAUCGCUGAAAGUAACUGUCCAAGAGGAGCUCGUGUUGCGUUGACCCUGUAUAACAACGAAGUCACCACUGAGGUCCGGUUUGCUGAUGCCAUGAAGAAACGUGCCCUGGUGGAACGUAUCGAAGGACUUCAGAUCCCACAGACAAGAAAGCCUCGCAGCUUGGAAACAGCCAUGAACUUUGUGGCCCAGAACACAUUCAAAAGGACACGCAGUGGCUUCCUCAUGAGGAAGGUGGCCAUCUUCUUUGUAGGUGAUCAAGUUGGUCGGUCACAAGCAAUUACAAGUGCAGCCCUCCGCCUUCACAAUGCUGGAAUUGCCACUUUGCUGCUGGUCAGACAGGAGGACAGAGCACUCUCCAGAGCGGUCCAGGCCAACAACACAGCACUGGCCCAGGUCAUUGUCCUUCCCAACGCUAAUAGUCCACAGUACAAUUCAGUCAUCCAAAAGGUUAUGAACUGCCAUGUCUGCCUUGAUUUCUGCUCUCCAGACCAAAUCUGUGACUACAUUCCCCCAACGGCUGGCCGAGAUAGGAGAUCCUUUACCUCAGAUGUUGAUAUUGACAUUGCUUUUGUCAUGGACAGCUCUAAGUCUACCUACCCAUCUUUCUUUGCUGAGAUUAAACACUACAUAGCUUACAUGGUAGAGCAUCUUCAUGUGUCUUCGAAUCCCACAUCAUCUGUUAACCAUGCCAGAGUGUCUGUGAUUCAGCAAGCACCUUAUGAGUUCCUGAAUAACAAAUCUGGGUCCCCCAUUCAUAUUGACAUCGGCUUGACUGAACACACCUCAGCACGAGAUAUCAUCAAAUUCCUGGUAGAAAAGACACCCCAGCUGGAAGGUGGCUGGGCACUCCCAGAGGCAAUUGAAAGGACGGUGGAUCAAGUGUUUGAGAAGGCACCUGUACAACGUGACAAGAAGGUACUCAUACUGUUUGUGACAGGAAGUGUGGAACAAGACCAGGUGCAGCUGAUACGCAUUGCCACUGAGGUCAAGUGCAGAGGCUACUUCCUCGUCAUCUUUGGUGUAGGUGAAACACUGAGUGCUAAGGAUACAAGUGUCUUGUCAAACAUGGCCAGUGAACCUUCAGAUGUCUUCUUCAAGCAGCUGAAGAGUAGCUCAGACUUUUAUGACAGACAUAUCCAGACCUUUGGCCAGCUACUGCCCAAGUAUAUCAGCAUUGAAAAUGCUUUCUACAUGUCCCCUGAAGUCUCCAAAAACUGCAAGUGGUUUCAGAAUGACCAGCCACUAAAAAACCCCUUCACACCAUCACAGGAAGUGGAGAAACAUCAAAAACAUCAUGAAAAUCACCAAGCAGUUCAUGAAAGAAAGCACAAGGAUGCAGAGGAGCUGCACGUCUCUAAUGUCACCUCUAGCAGCUUGAAAUUGCAUUGGAGCAGGCCAGAUGCCAAGCUCUUUGUUUACUUUGAGGUUGUUGUGAUGAGGCUCCAUGACCAUGCACUGGUGCUAAAGACCAAUGUGUCGGGUACAGAGCUUGCUGUGGACUACUUGGAAAGUGCUCAAACGUAUCAUGCUGUAGUCACAGCCUACACGGCAGAGGGCCGAAUUGUCUCUACUCUCAAAGGCGUCAUUACUACAAAAGCAGCUGAGCAUAAGCCUGCCAGCCACAACACAAGUACUCCAAAUACUGCACCCCUGGACAAACCAGAAACUGUUAAUGAAUUGGCAGGCCCAUGCUCGCUUGACUAUGACCCUGGAAUGCCCUGCAAAGACUAUGAGGCUAAGUGGUUCUUUGACAGAAAGAACGGGUUCUGUGCACAGUUCUGGUAUGGAGGUUGUGGAGGGAAUGAAAAUAGGUUCGACAGUGAGGCUCUCUGCUUGAAAAACUGCAUGGGGUCAGUGGCAGAGCCUCAGCCAAAGGUGAAGCAAGCUGAACAGGUGGAGGUCCUCCCAGAUCCUGCUGCUUCUACAGCCGUGGACAUUUGCCAGCUUCCCCAAGAGGAAGGUACUUGUGCCAAAUUUGUUCUCAAGUGGCAUUACGAUGCUGCCAGCAAGAGCUGCAUGCGCUUCUGGUACGGUGGCUGCGGUGGAAACCAGAAUCGCUUCGACACUUAUGAGCAGUGUGUGAAGGCUUGUGGAAAAACAGCACCAGUGAACCAAAGAGUCGUUGCUACAAUAAAAACAUAGGACGAAAGUGACAGACAUGGCCAGCUCUUACCUCCAUUUAAGGGAUUCUGAGGAGAACCAUCCAAAAUGGCCAUAAAGCAAUGGUGGCUGCACUGGAUUCCACAAACAUGGACUUUAUCCCCCAAACUCUUGAAGUAGUCUUUUUCACAACAAGAAGGAAGCAACAAAAUUUGCUGCAUGAUUUGUUUUAACCUACUGGUGCUACAUGAUAUUUUUGUUUUACAGAAGGAGUUAUUAAGUGCAUUCGGUUUUGUAAAAUUAAGUUCUUUCGAACGAUCACAGUUUUCAUAUUUUUUAAAAUGCAGUUUUAUGAUUAAACAAGAAACAUGUAUGAAUAUCUUGGACAAAGAUUAGCAAUGACUCAGUACAUGAAGGAUUUUAAAGCAGUAAUCUUUUUUAUAUUGUGGUUAAGUCUUCUUUUUACAUUCCAGAUUCACAUAGCAACAUUGAUUUUUUUUUAAACUCACUUCAUCCCUGUGGAUUAUUUCACUAUUUCACUGUCACCAAAUCCACAGCAAUGUUUACACGAGUCUAGUGUGGCAGCGUGUGUGUAUGUAAAGACAGCGACCAACUGCUGGGAUGCCAACAUUAAUGUAAUGUUUAGUGCACUUCUGGAUCCGUUGCCUCAAACACAAGAUUUCCAGCUAUUGAGAAACAGAAUGUACUUUUCAAGCUGUUUUUAUUUUUUGUUUCAUUUUGGAUUUACAGAAAGUUUUGUUCCAUGUGGGAAACGGCGAAAUAAAAAUGAAUUAGACUUUCUAAUAAACAUGAGCAACUGA